This is a messenger RNA of Drosophila navojoa, 545 nucleotides long. RefSeq lists its product as uncharacterized. Lineage: Eukaryota; Metazoa; Arthropoda; Insecta; Diptera; Drosophilidae. The record is from RefSeq and is a predicted model, not a curated record.
ACAAACACACAAAUACAUACACAUAUAUAUAUAUACAUAUGUUAAUAUACAAUGAAAAUGCAGUUUCCACUUAAAAUAUUACUAACAAUGGCUGGCGCACUCAUUGCAUUGUAUCUCUGCCCGCCCGCAGAAUAGUUUGCCCAGCAGCUGGGCCAGAUCCAUUAACAUGCCCCUAAUGGACUCCGUAGGGGAAUUGCAGUCAUCCGAUGGCUUUACAGCUGCUACGACUCCUGCUGCAGAGGCUGCCACUUUACCCAUGGAUCACAUUCGGCGACGCAGAGAGAUGAUGUCGUGCCAAAUCGCUCUAGCCGAUGUCAACGUUUUGCAUAUGCCCUGCGACAUGGAUCUACCGAAUCUGCCCAAAUAUAUCGAGACAUUGCCCAAUCAAUGCAUUUGCGCCUACAACACGCGCUUUCAAUCCGAGCAGGAUUAUCGCAACUUUAAAAUCUUACAGCUCGAGAGUUUCUUCUUUGGCCAAUAUGCGGAACGCUUCAAGCGCUUCGAACUGGAUCCCCAUCAAUUCGACUACCGAGGCUGAACCAUGC